This is a messenger RNA of Helianthus annuus (common sunflower), 687 nucleotides long. Its product is annotated as phenylalanine N-monooxygenase CYP79D16. The record is from RefSeq and is a predicted model, not a curated record. Lineage: Eukaryota; Viridiplantae; Streptophyta; Magnoliopsida; Asterales; Asteraceae. Bases 1 to 687 code for a protein of 228 amino acids. The transcript is spliced from 3 exons. Gene Ontology annotation, molecular function: iron ion binding; monooxygenase activity; oxidoreductase activity, acting on paired donors, with incorporation or reduction of molecular oxygen.
AUGAUUGCAACCUUUGAUAAUACAUGGAACAGUGUCGAAUGGGUGAUUGCAGAAAUGAUAGACGAGCCGAGGAUCUUAGAAAAAGCAGCAUCCGAGCUAGAUUUUCUAGUUGGUAAAGAUAGACCCGUGCAAGAAUCAGAUUUGGUUCACUUAACUUGUAUCAAAGCAUGCGUGAAGGAGAUGAAAAAUAGAAAAUUUUACACUUCUAUGCCCCCCCCCCACUUCACACUAAGCUACGCCCCUGGCUUUGAGGUUACACCAUAUCGCACCUUCACCCUUCCUCGGGUGGCAUCGUGUGACACUACUGUUGCCGGCUAUUUUAUACCAAAAGGUAGCCAGGUGUUAGUGAGCCGCCUCGGGCUAGGAAGAAACCCUGAGGUAUGGGAUGACCCACUGACUUUCAAUCCAGACCGUCACAUGAAUGGCAACAAGGAGGUGGUGUUAACUGACAAUAGCCUUCACAUUUAUUCGUAUAGCAUUGGUAGGCGAGGGUGCCCCGGAGUGUUGCUGGGCUCGACGAAGGCCGUGAUGUUGCUGGCUAGGCUCAUACAAGGCUUCACCUGGGAGCUGCCACCCAAUGAACCACAUGUUGAUCUCACGGAGAACCUGCAAAAUUUAUGGAAGGAUAAGCCGUUGUUGGCUCUAGCCAAGCCUCGUUUGCCUCGCCAUCUUUAUCCCCCUAGUUGA